UCUUUCGUGAAAAACGUCUUCCCCUCCUCCGUUUGCAAUUUCCCUUUUGUUGUGCUUCUGCUCUGCUGUUGAAAGCUGACAUUGGCUGUUCUGGCUUUUUCACUCGUAACAUUAAAUUUAAUUAGCGGAUUCGGUAAGAAGCGGACUAGAGGAGCCGCCAGUGGAUAGGGCAGACUGUCGCAGGGGUGUAAUCACAGAGAAUAAAGAGUUGUACAUACAGAGAGAGCAUCCUUGGUUAAAUUUUGUCUCUUAUGGGAGAGCGAAAAUUUUGAGUUCAGCCUUUUGCCAGCAGAGGCGCUAGGAGCGAUUAUGACGUCACACGGCUCAGCCGUGUACAUAUAUCUCACAGAGUAUAUAUGGGCCAAGGCCAAGGAAAUGGGAGAAGAUACGGAAAUGUACCUGCGAGCAAUGAACCCAUCAUGCACUGGCGCCGUGCAGCCAAAUUUAUGCAGGUCCAGCGCGCAGCAACUAGUUGGUGUGGGGGUGCGUGCCUACGUUUGGCAGCAUUGCCGAGGGAGCUGCGGAGGAAAAGGGAUGAGUCAGUUGUUUGUCACACACUGACCAUCACUGACCAGCACAAUAUAUUUAUGUGUUAAAAUUUCACGUUGCUGCUUAAUUUGCUGAUUGAAUGAUUUUCUUGUGAUACUAAGGAGGUGAGAUUUUAUUUAUUUCCAAGUUGGACAUGAAUUAAUCUGCUUUUCAUGUAUUAUUUUUUUUUUUUUUUUAAGAAUUAUUCAAUUUCAUGGAACCAAAUAUUUGCGAUGAAAGCAUGCUGCCGGAACUACAGCCUGAACCCCCUGACCUUCCUAUGCAAAAAGGAGACAAAACCCGCAGAGUGCAACUAUGCACUUUGUGCGGUAGAAAGCGGCCAAUUUCGGACGACUGCAGUGACACAACCCGCUUUCCUCUCUUUCGGCUGCAAAAUGUGAAAAAACCUGAAGUGAGGGAGCUGUGGACAUCAUAUAUUAAAAGAUUUUACCCUUCUGUUACAAUUGUGAACUCUCUUCAAGUUUGUGAUUUACACUUUGAGAUGCACAUGAUACAAGAUUCUGGCUCUAGAAAAAUACUAGUAGAAGGUGCCUUCCCCAGCAUUUUUGUUGCAAACCAAUUUAAUUCGUCAUACGCUGCAGCACGGAAAAGAAUCUCAAGCACCCUCCCAGAAGUUGCACCUGGAUCCAAAAAGAGUCGUCGGAAGUUAAUCGAGAGCUCCCUGUCAGGAGAGGAACCGCCUCGGCCGCCCUCUCUUCCGAAUAUGCAACUGGACGUUAGUGGCUGUGAACCUUCGCUUGAUGCUUCUCUGGGUGCCGUUAAUUAUCCAGCUAUCUACGAGAUCGUCACAAGGCAAGAUAUUUAUGAUUUGAUAAAAAGCCAGCAAGAAGCAGUUGCACAAACAUUCCCUUCAUUGGUAUUUGCGGAAGAAACACCUAUCCGUCAACACUUUAAUGAUGAUUGUGCGUCUUUAGAAUGUAAGUUAAAUGAAUGGAUUUCUCGCGCUGAAAAACCAGAAACACGCGCUCCAUUUGAAAUCAAAUUUGAAUUCAAAAAACUACAAAAAACAUACAGUCUGCGCUGGAGAUAUUACAUGAAAAACUUGGCUGUUAUUCAGAAUAAAGAGGAAAUAAAUCGGCAUGACGAGGAAAUAAACAAAUACAAAAUUAUUAAUGAUCAAUUGCUGAAAGAAAAUGGCAGAGUAAAAAAAAUUCUCAAAACUUUGCAGAAAAAACUGAACCGAAGUAAUGACAAAUUGGUUUCUAUGCAGGAAUUAAUAACAAAAUUAACAGAGGAAACCAUUUUUAGCCCAGAAAUUGAUGAAAGGCUGAAAAAUCUCCUUCCGGCAACUGGCUAUGCUUUUAUGCAGCGAAUUGGCAAGCAGGCGACUGAAGGAGCAAACAGAAAAGAGCAGUUCACUGAAAAAGAAAGAGAAUUUGCUCUCACCCUACACUUUUACUCUACUUGUGCAUACGAAUUUGUACGCAGUAAUUUUCCUUUUGCUCUGCCAUGCGUGCAAACAAUAAAAACUUGGUUGCGUGCUAAUCCUACUGACGUUGGGAUAAAUGAAGUUGCUCUGAGCAUAUUAAAAAUUCGUGCAGACGAAUAUAAAGCUAGGGGUGAGCAACUGUAUGUUGCUUUCAGUUUUGACGAUAUGAGCGUGAAAAAACAGCUAGAUUUUGAUAACAGUAGAGUUUGGGGCUAUGCAGACAUGGGUACUAAAGAGGGCGAAAAACCCAUAGUCGAUGUUGAAGCAAAAGUUGCCCAAUAUGCGCGAGUGAUUUUAGCCACCGCAAUAAAUGGAAGAUGGAAAUGGCCAUGCGCGCUUUAUUUUGUGGACUCGCUAAAUGCUGUUGAUAGUGCAAAAAUUUUAAAUGAUUGCAUUUUGAAGGUAGAGGCGACUGGAGCUAAAGUUUUGUCGGUGACGUUUGAUGGCACUCCAACAAAUAUUGCAACGGCAAAUGAGCUUGGCGCUAAAUUGAAUGUCCACGAAAAUCCUCAGCAUUACUUUCCUAAUCCCACAGACAAAAAUCGACCAAUCUACGUAUUUUUAGAUGCAUGUCACAUGAUAAAAUUGGUUAGAAACUGUUUUGGAAGCAAAAUUAUAUACAGCGGGAAAGGCAAAAUAGAUUUUACAUAUGUGCGCAAACUUCACAAUUUUCAGAUUCAACAAGGUUUGCAUCUAGCUAACAAAUUGAGAAAUAAACAUAUAAACUACCAUCAAAAUAAAAUGAAAGUACCCAUAGCUGUACAGACUUUAAGUCAAUCUGUCGCCGAUAGCAUCAAAUUUCUAAUGCAUAAGGGACAUAAAGAUUUUGAAAAAGCAGAAGCUACAGUAGAAUUUUUAGAAAUGUUUGAUUCCCUUUUUGAUAUUUGCAACUCAAGAAAUCCAAAAACGCUUGGUAAAAAGGCUCCUGUAGAAAGAAAAAACCACAAGGAGUGGUCCACAUUUUUCAAUACUGUCACAGAAUAUAUUAAAAGUCUGAAAUUAGAAAAUGGCGUAAGCAUUUUAAGAUCAAAAUCAUUUACAGGCUUUUUCGGAUUCAUUGUCUGCAUGAGGAGUAUUUCUUCUCUUUAUGAAAACUUUAUAAAGGGCGGGAAGGGCAACAAGGAAAUGCUUGGGUAUUUGCUCACUUACAAAUUUAGUCAGGACCACCUUGAAAUGUUUUUUGGUGCUCUGAGAAGGAAAGGGGGUCAUAAUGAUAACCCCUGCUGCAAAAAUUUAUUUGUUGCUUACAAAUAUAUCAACACCCCAGCUGCCAAAAUCGAAAAAUUAUCCGGAUAUUACCCUCUCUGGAGAGGAUAAUAUCCGGAUAAAAGUCAGUUUUGGCAACUGGGGCAUUCACAUAGAAAUUAAAGCCUCGAGGAAUGGAAAUGUGACACCUGAUGAGAAAGAAAUUAUACAUGAUGCACUUUUUUCAUCAAAGAGGGCAAAGAAAAGAAGUGACUUCCAUUUCAGUGGUGGAAUGUUAGAGCUUGACUUUGAAUGUCUUCAAGAUAUUGAGAGUAUAAUCAACUGUGGUGCAAAUAUUAAUUUCAAGAACGAAAGUUAUCUGGCACCAAAUUCACAAAUAGCAAAACAGUUUGAGCAUGACUAUGAGAUGGAUUUGGACAAGAACCUUGAUAUUGUAGGCUAUAUAUCAGGUUAUCUCACUCUAAAAUUCAAGAGAGAAGUGAUGUGCCAAGAUUGCCUCGAAGCAUUUGUGAUUAAGGAUGAACGCCCUAAUGAUAUGCCAGGCUGUGCUUUGAUACAGCAGAAAAACAGAGCUGCGGCAAAAUUUGGUUUGAGUUUCCCUACUCAGGACAUGAUAAAUAUUUGCAUGGUUACCAAUAUGUGCAUAAAUGAGGCAAAAAAUGCCAUAAACGGGAAAAACUUGAAUGCAGUUGUCGGGAGAAACAUCCCUCAAAAGGUCGCAAACAGACUGUUGCAAACCAAGAUAUUUGUUGAUUUCCGAGAGCAUUUUGCCACCCACGGUGAGAAUGCGUUCAUGACUUUGAUAACAGACGUGAGCGAAAGGUACGUAAAAACAAUGUUGCACCAUUUGACUAAGACAGAAAAUUGUAAGGUUAUAUCAAAACGUCAUGCUCGGAAAAAAAUUACUCAUUUUGAAGGCAUGUAAAAAAGCAUGUCACAAAAUUAUGUAAUUACGCAUACUAUGCUCAUCUCUGGACGCAAAGUCUACGUAAAAUUGUACAAAUAAUUCCGUUUUAGCACUUAUACUUUUUAUUUUAAUGACUGAUAAUUAAAAGAAAAAUUUUAAGUUCAAUUGAUAUAACAUUUUAAGUGAAAUUAUUUCAUUGAUAUUACUUAUGUUUUCAAAUAAAAGAUAAAAUUAUAUUAUCUGCGUGUUCUUCUUCACAAGCUGGCUUUGUCUUGGAAUAUGAAAAAAAUAAAUAAAUGUGUGCUUAUACCGUCUUGAACCGUCCUAUGAGUAAUAUGUCAAAUGCAAACGGAAAAAUAGUCCAUUGGCAAGUUAAUAUAAAUUUUUUGUUUAUUAUGCUAAUCUUUGAUGUCUAGUGCUAAAUAUGUCUAAAUUAUUAUAGUAAUUUCAUUUCAUUUUUAUGUGAUUUUAUUGCUGAAAUGUUUGUAAUAGUUUUAAUAUAUGUAUAUGCUUCAUGUUUCCAUUAAUUUUUCCGCUCAAUUGUUUGAAUGAUAAUGACAUGAAAAUAAAAAAUGUUGAUACAACACAUCCAGCACAAUUAUAUUCUGCCUUUAUACUUUUUAUGAAUUUAAAAAUCUGUGUGUAUAUCCAUCCUGUUUUCAAUUUAUCAAUAAAUAACAUUCUAAAAAUAAUUUUUUAUAUUUUAUUUAAAUAGUUCAUAAAUAAAAAUUUAAAAUUAAAAUGUAUUAAUAAUAAAAUAUAUAAAACUUUAAUUUAAAUAAAAUAACAUAAACAAUUUAAAACUUAAAACUUCAUAUUUUGUCAGCGCGAUGCAGAAGAGAAGGAGAGCCAAAGCAGUCUGGCUCUCUGGCCGGAAUAUUUAUUUGGGAAAGGAAGAAAAAGCAGAGAAGGAAAUCAUCGGAGUGGAAUAAUGUGUUCACUAACAGCCAGUAGACCAGCUCGCGCGAGUAGUGGUGUCGUUUUUGCACCGCGGUAAAACCUAUAAUAGGUUCGGUAGGUUUAUUUUAACAGGUAACAGGUUUAGGUAACCGGCUAUAUAUUUUAGGUAUUAGGUUCACCUAAACACCUAAAUCCAAAAAUUUUUCGCGCUUCGCGCGAGUGUUACUUUCCUUUUCUGUCAGCAGAUGGCAUUGUCAUGUCUCUCCUCAAUCAUAUUAAUCAUAAAUGUCUUGUGGGUCUUAUGUCUUGUUUGGUCUUGUUCUAAAUGUAUGACUAGACUCCCCUCCCCACUCUUGUUGGAGACUUGAAGAGUCAGAAAAGUCAGGAAAAAGAGAGAACCACGCACUUACCCAGACCAAGACCAAAAUCACCAAAACAAACUAACGCGCAGAUCCUACGACGGCACACGACGCAAAGAGAAGAGAAACAGUACUGAGCGGAACGGAACAGAUUUCGACAGAAAGAAACAUGGCCUUUACAUUUAACUUCAUACUUGAUAGAGUUUGGGACGCCCCUGCUGCAUGUGCGUGUUUUUUCAUUUGGAGUUUUGAGACUUUGGUGGACUCAAUUAUUAGAGUGAGGGUCCUUCUCGCCGGCUACGAUUUUUCUUAACCUGUCUUUUGCUUUAAGU
This is a messenger RNA of Neocloeon triangulifer, 5682 nucleotides long. RefSeq names its product sorting nexin-12 (gene Snx3). The transcript is spliced from 4 exons. The coding region runs from base 743 to 3295 and encodes 850 amino acids. Gene Ontology annotation, biological process: endocytic recycling; DNA transposition; late endosome to Golgi transport. Gene Ontology annotation, molecular function: DNA binding; phosphatidylinositol-3-phosphate binding; transposase activity. Gene Ontology annotation, cellular component: retromer complex; early endosome membrane. The record is from RefSeq and is a predicted model, not a curated record. Lineage: Eukaryota; Metazoa; Arthropoda; Insecta; Ephemeroptera; Baetidae.